AUGCUCCAGCUCAUUCUCAUCCCAAAUGACAAUAGGGCGCCGUUGGCCGACUAUCGAUUGCCGCCGUUUCUCUGCCGCUCUCUCAGUCUCGCCGUAAUCUCUCACCUCACAAAAGCCAGUGUCUGCCGCCCUCCGCUCGCUGCCCACUCCCUCGUCGCACCCCCCUUUUUGCCGCGCGGCCACUUCCAACCCGCCGUUCCGUUCGUUUUAGGUAUUGUUUUGUUGGGGUAAAUCUCCGAAUUACUUGUUUUCGAGGCGAUUUUCGACUUUCUCAUGCAUUUUUCCAUAAGAACGUGCGUUUUUCCGAGUUUUGAACCUUUAAACUGGGGUUUUUCAAUUUUUUGGAACCACUUUCAAGCCUAUUUUUGGUCCUUUUGGCACUCGAGCUUGGCUUUUAAACCCGUCAUCUCAUAUUGUAGCCUGUUUGCUGACUUUGAAAAUGUUUUUGGUGACUUUUUUCAGAAUUCUCACAUUUUUUUUGUUGUUUAGAAACAAGUAUUUUGUUUAUCUUUUUUGUUUUUGCUAGUGACUUCUACACUAUAGUGUUUCCUAAUUUUAUUGUGGCUUUUCAAUUAUUUUUUAGUCUGCUGACGUUAUUUUUUUAAAGUUUUUUUCCAAAUUCAUUUUUAGGAUAUUUCUGACUGUAGACUUAAAUUUAUCACUCAUUCUGUCAUUUUUUUGACGAUCUGCUUUUUGAGGGGAUUUUUCGAAGUACUUUUUCAGGAUCUUUAAACAAAUUUCGCUCGAUAAAAAAAGGUUUUUCAAUUUUUUUGAAGGUUAUUUCGUACAUUUUUCCAAGCCAAACUUUAUUUUAACGUUGGAGCCAUCAUUAGAAAAAAAUGAAAGUUUGGUUUUUCUUGAUUUUAGAGAUAAAGCUUUGUUUUUUUUCACAGAAAAGAAGUUUUUAUCUCGGAUUUUAAGUCGGUUAAUUUCAAAUUCCUUCUGUUCAAUUUUUCAGUUUCGCAACCUGUUUCCAUGUGAAUUUUUUUUGUUGUUUGUUAGUUUAAGAUUUCAAAAUUCAUUUUUUUAAAUUGAAGAAAGUGUGUUUUUCCGCCUUUUUAGUCUUUUUUUCGAAUUCCGUUUUCAAACGUUCAAUGUUAACUUCGUGCUAUUUUCCCAAUUUGUGCUCAGGAACGUCACUGAAUCCUUCUUUCCUGUCAAUUUUAGCCCUGAAAAAUGUUUCUUCACAUUUUUUCACGCUCCACAGAAGUCGUAUUUUUUCAUAGUUGUUUCGCCGAGUUCUCGUUGUAAAAGUCUUAUCAACUAUAUUUACAACUUUUCUAUUUUGAAAAAAACGCGACGCUUUGAGCCAUUCAAGUGCGACCGCGGAAUUUGGAGCCGACUUUUUUUGUGCGAAAUUCCUUCAAUUAUAACUCUCUAAAGUUCAAGAUUCGGUUGAAAAUAUGCUCAAGUUAUCAAUCAAAAUUUAUUAAAUUAUUAGAAAAAACAAAGUACUUCAAUUCAAAGCAGUUUUGAAGACAUAGAGGCGAAAAAAAAAAGUCAUGGUCGCACUUGGAAUGGCUCAACGCAUCGGGGAAAAUGUGAAGAUUCAAGGAAACUUUUCGAAGCAUUCUUAGUUAAGGCGACCAUACCGUUUCUUUCCUCUUGAAAUGAAAUUUGAACUGAGGUUACGGUAGGACAAACUUAUAAUCCGGAACUUUCCUUUUGAAAGUAUGUUUGGAUAGUAGUCAGAAAGGCGAAACAAUUAUAACUUCAAACAAUCCUUUUUAUCAAUCUCUCAAAACAAUAAUACCAUUUAAAUCCCAGCUUUUUUCUUAUUAUUAAACGAAUCGUGAUAUUAUCUUCCCGCUGGACAGAUGUUUUAAGUGAUAAGCCGACCCUGAUUUGUUUGCUUUUUUCGUGGCGGUCGUCUUUUCGCUGAUUUUUGAUAGGAAGCCUUUUAUCGUGAUAAAUUAUGAGCGGAACGGGUGAAGAUAGUGAGAAAAAAAACCAUGGAAUCACCUUUUUUUGUCCGUUUUUGCCUGGUUUUCCAUUUUUAAAUAAUAUUUUUUUCGAAACUUUCAAACUGAAAAAGUGAAAAGUAAGCUAUUAACGAGAAAAUAGAGACAAGUUUCUGAAAUUCUGACUCAUUUCUUCAAUUCUCGCUGUCGAUUUUUCCAAAUUUCCUGAGUCUCAAAUUGAAAAAAUUUGGUCGAAAUGAAACAAUUCGUGUAGAAAAAUUGAUCCGUGUUUUUUUUUCAAGUUUCGAAAUCAUUUUUUUUAAACUUCAUCCUCGAAAAUGCAAUUUUUGUCCACCAUUCAUUGUUUCAAAACUCAAAAAAGGGCAUACUCCAUUCAUUCAAACACCAAAUUUGAAUAUGCAAACCUCCUGCCAAAAAAAUGGCGAUUUGAUCGAUUUGGGCCGCGUUUUGUGUCCAUUUUUUUUUUCUUUUUCGCUGUCCACUGAACUUUUCAAGGUCCUUUCGACAUGUCGUUUAUCCAUUUUCACCAGAACACUUCGUUUGAAUUUGUUUUUUUGAUCGAAAUUCUAAAAUAUUCUUUCAAUUUUUUUUAUUAGCGAAAAUUAUUCGUUUUCCGUUGCAUCUGUCCAUUUGGUCGAUUAUAAAUGACCGUCCUUGACGUUGCCCAGACAACAAAAACCAUUAAAAGAUGACCUGAAGGGAAUUUUUCCGAGUUGAGGCUUUUUUCUGCAAAAUGUUUUAUUAAAAAAUUUUAGCUAUUCGCUUAUUUAUUGGUUCGGCGUGAUUCUUUUUGAACCAUGACUGGGCAGAGAAAAUGAAUCAAAACCAAGAGAAAAGGCAGAAAAAAUGAAGAAAAAUUAUGGCAAGCCAACUCUUGGCGUCAAAUAAAAUGUAUCGCUUCUGUUAUGCCGUGUUCAAAGUAAUUUCCGCGAAAUGCAAAAUGGUCUCUGACCCUCCAAAAUUUAGUUAUCUUUCUCUUUCUCUGACAGCUAUUUUGAAUUUCGCGGAAUCACUUUGAACACGGCAUUAGGCACGGUGCUGCAGAUUUUUAAUUACUGUAACUUUUUUUUUCAUUUUUAGCUCUUCAGAACUUUUUCUCAAUUUCUUCUUCUCUUUUCUUACUUUCUCAGUUGUCCUCCACAAUUUUUCGUUUAUAGAAGGCCCAAGUGUGCAAUAAUUUGUGCAUGGGAACUUCCAAAGCAAGAAUUGUUAUAUGCUUCAUGAUUGUGACUUUUCUUUUUCUAAAGGAAUUUUUUUUUCCUGAGUUUUAUGUGUUAAAAAGUUAAAUUUCGGUGAACUAUUCAUUCAUACAAAAAUCCAAAAUGAGGAGAAGUCGGCGGCUUUCGCUUUUCUCUGCGUGGAACCUGAAACAGUGUCCCGAAAUGCCGAUUUUAUUGCCCUUUCAUCUCCAAACUUCUCUCCUCCCUUCAAUUUCUCGAUUCAGUUUAUUCUUGCUUAUUUAUCAGUUCGUUAUGAGGAUUGAGUUAUGAACAAGAAAAGGAUGAACUCCACGAAAAACUACCACUGUUUGCCUUGUCAUUUCUCUUUUCUCUCUCACCCAAAGAAUUGUACACAUGUGGUUUUUAUUGGCUUUUGUGCGUGGUCCGUCCCUUUUUCUUUUCUUUCUCCUUUAUUUUUGCUCUUUUGAGUACCGGAAACUUCAGUUUCAUGUUACUCACCCUUUUCUCGGUUUUCAGGCUCUUUUUGGAGUUUUUACGCUCAAAAAAUAGCUUUCUUACAGUUCAGCCCUUGUAGUUUGCAGGCUUAAAAUGAAGAUUACAAAACGUUUUCAAAAAAAUUCAAAAUGUUUGCAAAAUAUUUAGGAGCUCGACAAAACUAUGAAGAACCUUUUCUGCGAGAAAAAAAACCGCAUCGUUUGGUCAAAAUAAGUCAGUUCGGAGAUGUUAGGAUUUGUAUAGAGAUAGGCAAAGUAAAAAUGACCUGCCGGUCAAAAAACGACCGAGAAAGGAGAAAAAAAGAUGAGUUUUGCUAAUUUGUCGUAAAUUAAGUUGCUUGGUGUAUGCAGAUUAAGCACACGUACUGCAGUUCGGAGAGAAACGAAUUUAAUUUUUCCUUCCAAAAACUGUUUUCUGUUGGUUAGCUUCAUCAGUUCUUCAAAUUGAGUCGAUAAACUGAUUAAUAUAAAAUUUCCGAAGAUUUUCGUGUAUUUUUUUCGCUUCGACUCAAGUGUACUCGAAACUUUUUAAACAAAAAUCUCAGGAGCUUUUUUUUGUUGUUUUCCACUCAUUGAUAUCGUUUCCGACAUUUUUCGUGCAUUCUCAAGUUGAUAUUUGCUAUUUUAAAUGUUUCUCGUGUACAUCAGUGUGUUAUCUUCUCCUUCGUGCGUUUUUUUUUUCGUUUUUCAAGUCAUUUUUGGUUUUUUUUCGUUUUUCAAGUCAUUAAUCACAUAUGGAUGUUUUUUUGUUGAAGGAAAUUGACUGUAGCGCUGAUUUGCUGAUGAUUCCAUCUUUACGAUAAGGAACUAUCGGGCAAAGCCUUCGACGACGUUUCCGAACCAAAUUUGGAAUAAUUAUCUCUAUUUCUUGCUCCGCACAAGUUCAAUGUGGGUUUGUUGAAGCUCCAUUUAUUUCAAAUGUGAAUUUGAAUAAUUAGAGGAUUGAGAGAAAGUUUAAUAAAAAAACUGGAAAAUUAUGUUUAUUGGACUUUUUUUCUUACGAAUUUUGGAUAUUUGAAGGUUUAUUCUAGUUUUUUAGAAAGUUUCUAUUUGGCUGAAUCAAUAUUUUAAGAGUUUUGAAUAUGAUGAAGUAUAUUUGGAAGAGUGCCAAGUUAAAAAAAAAAUAGAAAAUAAUGCGACAUCUUCAGACUUUUGAAAAUUUUGUUUUUUCAAUCCUAUUUUCGUUUCGGCUCCGUUUUCCGCAUAUUUAUCGAUUUUAAAGCGUAAAUUGUUAUAACUUUAUCAACUUAACGUCAAAAUUAGCGAAAUUCAUAACAAACUUAUUGAUAUAAAUGAAGCUAUCUUUCUUUGUAAAAAUGAAUUGCUGUAUUUCUAGCUUAUAUUUUUCGAUUUGCUGACUUUUCCCGCAAUUUUCUGUGUUUUCUUGUUUUUUAUACGUUUUGAACUCUCUCAAAAUGAAGAAUCGACGCUAAAAAUAUAUCAAUUUUGAAAGAAAUAGCCCUUUUUCAGACGAAUACAUAAGUUCAUUGCCCUGAAGAAUUUUGAUAUUUGUUUUUUUGAUUUAAGCGAUCUUAUCGAUUUUUAGGAAAUAACGAUAGAGUUUUUAUUUUACUUUUUGAGAAAAUUAAAUUUUGAACUUCCUUUUUUUCUUUAUACAGACAAGGAAAGUCGUUUCACUUUUUGGUUUGAAAUUUCUGGAAUUUUGGUCAGAACACUUUUUGAUGAAACAGAAGAAGAUCAUGAAAGUUUCAAGUCUGGUUCAAAAGAGGCACCUCAAUGUUAAACAAAACCCUCAAAGUUCGUUAAAAUAUGCUGUUCUGGGCCUUUUUCUCGAAAAUUCAAAAGUUUGUGAGCUAAAGCUCAGAAUAUUUCUUUUUUAGUUAAUCAAGAAAAGUUCUGGUUGGUUUCAGGAAGAUCUCAACAGUGAGAUGAAAUGAAUUCCCCUAUAACAAAAAAAUCAAAAAUUUAUACUUUUAUGAAGUCAUGAAUGUUCAUGAUUAAACGUAUUCAUGAUUAAACGAAGUAUUGUGUUCAUAAUUCAUAAAUUCGACCUGAAACUGAAAUCAAGGAUUUGAGAUGGCGAGCCGGCACCCGCUCAGCGGCGGCAACAAUACGCUGCACUCGGAGCAAAUUCGCGCCGAAAUCCAACGUUUCGAGAGUGUUCAUCCGUGUAUUUAUCAGGUAACUAUCACGGAAAUGUUGAGAUUUUUGAGAAAAAUCGAGCUAAAACGGUCCAAAGCCGAAAAAGUAACGCUUCGGGUCCUUUUUAACAUAUUUUCUCAUAGUUUUCGACUGAAAUUCGCGAUUUUUCCUCUUUCUUCUCAUUUUUUUUUGCUCGCAUCAUUUUUUUCAAUGAAUUUCGGGACUGUAGGUGAUAUCAAAACAUAUAUUAGACUUUUUCAAAGUUGUAACUCUAAAUACUAUCGAAAUUGGCUCUUCACCCCCUUUCUAAAUAAUUUUUUUCUUUCAAAAAUUAAUAAAAUCAGCAUUUUCAAGCAUGGUAGUUGCAUAUAAAACUCACAAGAGAAUUCUUUCGAGAAAAAAAUUUCAGUUUUCAACCAAGUUUACCCAAAUUUCGAUCCAAAUUCAAUGUUUUUUUGUCGUAAUUUCUCAGGUAAAUUUAUGAAAAAAAGCUCAGGAUUUACUGAAAAAAGACAGCUCUUCUAUUCAAAAAAAUAUUAAGAAGAAAUAUUGAAAUAAAUCAUUUAUGCUCAAUCUGAAUUAUUUGUAUAUUCGGCUCGGAAUCCUCUAGAUUCCGUAGCCCAUGUCUACGUUUUUUUGUACCUUUUUUUCCUCUAAUUCCAUUUUUUUAAAAGCACUUCUGAUUUUAUUUCUUGUUUCGUAUAGUUUUUUUGGCUUGAUAGAAUUUUUUUAAAAAAAUCAACAUAAAUAGAGUUUUUUUCGUUUUUUUCGGUCUUAUUUUUUUCGUUUUUUUCUGUCUAAUAAGACUCAUUUUCCAAUUUUUCAGAUUUAUUUCUUUCCAUUUUCUCGAUGUUAGGGUUAAAACCUUAUUUUUAGUUGCUUUUCUUUUAAAAAAAAUUGGCUUUAGAAAUGCGAUUUUUAGUUCAAAAACAGCCAAAAUAAGCUAUUCGAACCCGGUCGGCUUACGUUUCACAGCAUUUAUAUUAAUUCAUUCAACGAUUCGUCGGAGUUGUUUCUAGUACUCUCUUCACUCUAGUUAUAAUAAUUCGCUUCUCAUGUUUGAAAUACAAAAAUGAUGGUCGCACGUGGAAUGGAUCAAAUUCCGAGCUUGUCCGACCAAAAACGAUUUGAGAAAGUAGAUUUUUACCCCUUUUUUGAACGGAAAAAAGGACUGUAGAUCUUGAAUUUCACCUUUUUUAAAUUGAAAAAAAGCAGAAUUUUCAAAAUUUUCCUAUCUCGUGGACUUCUAGGCCUUAAUAUUUACAAGUCGUUUUGUGUCGAACGAACUUUGAAUUUAACACACGUUCUCUGAGAAAAUCGAUGACUUUUCAGUAAUAAAAAGCAAAACAAAAUAAAAUUUUUUUUAGAUUCGCCUCAAAAUGUGAUCACGGCUCACACACGUGCUUUUGAUUAUUUAGCACCAGGUUCCAGGUGGCUCCGCCCCUUUUUAAAAGAUACUGUAGACAGUAAGCUGAAAAAAAUUAAUUUUUUUCCUGUUGAGAAUUUUCAUUCAAAAAAACGUUUGGAAAUGUAAGAAAAACACUAUUUUGAGUAUUUUUUUCAGUUGUAACUUUUUUUCUAACUCGACUUCUUCGGGGAGAAAAAAAUCGAAAUUUCCUCAAAAAAACAGCGAUUUUUUUUCAGUUUUUUUGAGCCAUAACUAGAGUAAGAACCCCCUAUGGUACGACUUUUUAUUUCUGAUUAUGAAACUAGGGGCCUUCUUCUUCAAGAAAAAAAGUAGUUCUACAACAAAUCCCUGGGGUGGGAUAGUUGACCUCCAUUCGACCGAAGGUGAUCAACUCGAAUCGGCUCAAAAUUCAAAAAAUCAUUUUUCUCCUAAUUUGAGGGCUUCUUCCUAUUUUUUGUUUUGAAACAAAAGACAACACUCGUUUUCAUGUUCUCCACCAUUUUGGUGCUCAAAGAAAAAUUUUUAUUCCGAAUUUCUCGUGACUUUUUCGAAUUUUAGGACUUUCGUCGAUUUUUCGAUUUUUUUCCGUUUUCAGGUAGUUUUUUUCUGUAGGAACCCCCGAAUGUGGUCAUUAUCUUUUGGUAUAUGGAAGAGUAGGUCUUUCUUGAUAAGGAAAAAUUAGUCCGGUAGAAAUCUCUGGGGUGGCCCAGUUGACCUCCGAUCGCCUGAAGGUGACGACCCCAAAAAUGGAAUUUUCACAAAGGCUCGGAAAACAACUUUUUUUGUUUCCGUUCUAACAGAAAGCUUUUUCAGUGAGACCUACAUCACUUUUCGACACGAGUCGGAGUCUUUUUCGGCAAGAUAUAAGUAGUUUUAUUCAAAUUUGAGGCUUGGCACGCCUAUCUUCGUUUUCACCGGUUUUACCUGCUCUAAAUUGCUGAAGUAACCUGGAAACCCGUUCAAAAAGAUUUUAGGGAAACCCAGCAAAUGUUUGAAUUUUUUUGAACACCUAAGCAAGGGAGAUCGGAGUGAAGAAAUGGCGAAAAAAGCUUUUUUUUCAACUUUUUCGAGAAAUAAAAACACCUUAUGGCAUUCAAAAAUGUCGAUGAUUCUCAAAAAUUAUUUUUUCGCCAAAAUACAGUAACUGACAGUUUUUUACUUUUUCAAUCAACUCUAUCCAAAACACUUUUGUGCCAAGCCUCAAAUUUGAAUAAAACUACUUAUAUCUUGCCGAAAAAGACUCCGACUCGUGUCGAAAAGUGAUGUAGGUCUCACUGAAAAAGCUUUCUGUUAGAACGGAAACAAAAAAAGUUGUUUUCCGAGCCUUUGUGAAAAUUCCAUUUUUGGGGUCGUCACCUUCAGGCGAUCGGAGGUCAACUGGGCCACCCCAGAGAUUUCUACCGGACUAAUUUUUCCUUAUCAAGAAAGACCUACUCUUCCAUAUACCAAAAGAUAAUGACCACAUUCGGGGGUUCCUACAGAAAAAACUACCUGAAAACGGAAAAAAUCGAAAAUCGACGAAAGUCCUAAAAUUCGAAAAGUCACGAGAAAUUCGGAAUAAAAUUUUCUUUGAGCACCAAAAUGGUGGAGAACAUGAAAACGAGUGUUGUCUUUUGUUUCAAAACAAAAAAUAGGAAGAAGCCCUCAAAUUAGGAGAAAAAUGAUUUUUUGAAUUUUGAGCCGAUUCGAGUUGAUCACCUUCGGUCGAAUGGAGGUCAACUAUCCCACCCCAGGGAUUUGUUGUAGAACUACUUUUUCUUGAAGAAGAAGGCCCCUAGUUUCAUAAUCAGAAAUAAAAGUCGUACCAUAGGGGGGUUCUUACUCUAGUUAUGGCUCAAAAACUGAAAAAAUCGCUGUUUUUGAGGAAAUUUCGAUUUUUUUCUCCCCGAAGAAGUCGAGUUAGAAAAAAAGUUACAACUGAAAAAAUACUCAAAAUAGUGUUUUCUUACAUUUCCAAACGUUUUUGAAUGAAAAUUCUCAACAGGAAAAAAAUUAAUUUUUUUCAGCUUACUGUCUACAGUAUCUUUUAAAAGGGGCGGAGCCACCUGGAACCUGGUGCUAAAUAAUCAGAAGCACGUGUGUGAGCCGUGAUCACAUUUUGAGGCAAAUCUAAAAAACUUUUUUUUUAUUUUGCUUUAGAUUCAUCGACUUUCUCAGAGAACGCGUGUUAAAUCAUUCCACGUGCGACCGUAAUGUUUGGAUUUCGAAAAAAGAAUUGAAGUAUUAUAACUAGUGAAGAUAAUUUUUUUGAGAGAACUUCGAUGAAUCAUUGAAUGAACUAUUAUAAAUACUGUGAAACGUAAGUCGACCGGGUUCAAAUUACUUCUUUUGGCUGUUUUUCGACUAACAAUUGCAUUUCUAGAGCCAAAUUUUUGCAUAAUAAUGAAUUUGAACUGUGGAAUCGAGAAAACACGAAGAAAUAGAUCUAAGAAGUUUGAAAAUAGGACUUGAAGACUUGAAGGGCUGAAAAAGAAAACGGAAAAACAAGACCAAAAGUCGAAAAACUCUACUAAUUUUGAUUUUUAAAAAAAUAUUAUGGAACCAAUAAGCAAUAAAAAGAAGAAGAAUACGGUCAAAAACGCUUUAAAAAAAUGACUUUUGACCCGAAUAAUCUUGAAAAAAUAGCCAGUUUUUAGAUCUUGAUAUCACUUUUUGAAUAGCAGAAGGGCUGGAACAUAAGAAUAGUUAUUCAAUUUUUGAAUAUUUUCAAAAUUUUCAACUCAAUAGUUCUCUGGUGUAAAAGCUUUCAGCGAAUUAACAAUAAGAAUGCGUAAGCCGUUUUUGGUCGGACAAGUCCUGAGUUUGAGCCAUUCCACGUGUGACCACAAUAUUCAUAUUUCGAACAUAAGAAAUGAAGUAUUAUUAUUAGAGUGAAGAGAGUACUGAAAGAAACAUUGAUUGAUCUUUGAAUGAUAUCAUAUAAAUGAUGAGAAACGUAAGUCGACCGGGUUCAAAUCACUUCUUUUGGCCUUAUUUUGAUUAAACAUAGCCUUUCAAAAGAUUUUUUGUUUUCAAAAAAGUUGUCAAUAUCUACAUACUUGCUAUUUUUUGUUCAGUUUUUUUGAUUUGAAUUUUCUUGGUUUUGGAAAAGGCAGGCUUGUGCUAGGGCGUGGUCUGAAGUGGUCACUUAAUAAAAAACCUCUAUAAUGGCCACUAAAACGGAAAAUAGUGGCUACUAUAGAGGUGGGUUUAGGGGCCACUUUAGUGUCCUCUCCAUGUAGUCCUUGGCGAGCCUCUAUAGUGGCCACUAAAAAUUUUCUCAGUUAACCCCAUUAAAGUCAUUUUUUUUUGUAGAUCUACGACAUGUUGAACUGUCUUCCGGAGGCCUGCGACAGCUUGAGAAUGCAACUUCGUGACCAAGUCGUCGCCAUCGAAGGUCCGCUCCAUUUUUUUUUCGUUUUUCCUAUAAAAAAUAAAAGAAGACGCGAUUUUCUUUGAUUGCCAAGAGUUACUGAAAGAUACGAAAGCAGGUAGGUUUGAAAUUUUUUUUUAAAGCUUGAAGGGAGGAUUUCAAGUGGUAAAAACAGGAGAGGAUUUUUUUUCAAGUAUUAAAAAUGUUUAUGAAGAGCAGUCUUAUGAAAAAAAUGGGGUUAGGAAAAAUUAAUGCAAAUUAAAAAUGGAUUUAUUUCCUUUUUUUUGGCUAGUUUUUUUGACCUGUUUUGUAUUGUUGUAGAGUAAAGGGUUGAAAAAUUAGAUUUAUGGAAGGAAAUUAAAGCUAAGAAAAUUUUUAACUUUUUUGAAGCUUGAUAAAAUCAGUUUUUGUGAUUUCAGCACUUCAGAAUGCAAAUGAAUUUUAGUCUUGAAGACUCAAUUUUGCAGUUUUUUAACUUUAUUGAAAAAUUCGAAGUAAUGAAGUGUAAAAAAUGAAGAUUUCAUGGUCUCAGAAACUACUAUAAUCAUUUUUUUAGCAAAAAAAUCGGAGUUCGAAGCGAUUUUUUUGCCGUUUUUCGAUAUUUUUUUGACUUUUUGAAGCUUUAAUUUUGUUAUUUUUUUAAGUUUCCUUGGCAUUUGGGAGGACAAAAUGUUAAUAAGAUGUUUUUUUAUGAUCUCACAUAACUAAAAAAAGCUCAAAAGAAUAAAAAAAUUCAAAUCUUUAGCAAUUUUUUUCGCCGUUUUUUUCAAUGUUUUUGCCUAUUCCGAGCCUAAAUUUGCUAUAUUUUUAAGUUUUUCGUUCAUUUUUUUGUCAUGAUGAAGCCAUAACGGUAAAUUUUUAAAUAAUUAAGCAUUGGGACUUUUUGAGAAGAAAAUUGGAUGACUUGACCCAAUAGACACUUGGAUUCACUUGAAGGGUGGCCCGUUUUUGGGACGAAAUAAGUGGAUCUUCCUUUUCCAUUCCCACGGCUCGAUAAUUAUUCCCACCCAAUGCCUCUUCAUUUUUCUUUCAAUUUAUGGUUUUCUUGGGUUUUUCCGAGGCUCCUGUGUAAAAUAAAGUUGGAGAUUUUUUUUUUCUUUAGGCGCGUUUUUUUAAACUUUUGAGAUUUAUUUUUGAAUUCAUCGGUUUUUUCGUGGUGUAAUUUGAUUGAUGGCUUUUUCUGAAAAGUGUAAUUAGUUGUAAAAUCAGCUUUUUCAUUUUUUUAAAAAAAUUUGAUUGAAAAAAGCUUCAGUAGUGAAUUAAGCUUUCUUUGUUAUGAAUCACACGUUCGGAAAGAGUGAUCACUUUCAUUCUUCUUUUUUUUUUUUUUUAAAUUCAAAAUUUAGUUGAUAAUCUAGUCUCCCUAUUUUGGUUUCAUAAUGCCGUGGUAAAAGUGAUUUCGCGAAGUUCAAAAUGGCCGUCAGAGAAAGAAAAAUAUAACUAAAUUUUGGAGGGUCAGAGAUAAUUGCAUUCAGCGAAAGUAGGAUCUCUUCAACAAUAAGACCGUUAAAAAAACUUCUAUUCGUUGAGAAACUCGUAUUUUCAAAACUGGAUUAGAAAAUCGUUAAGUCAGUACUAUUUUUGAAGCCAUAUGAAUCAUUUCUAAUCUCUUCUACCCUUCCCGAUCAAAAGCCCACUAAUUAGCGGCUAUUUCUGAUGACCUUUUGAAUAAUCAGCUAAUGAGCUCGUUAGGUGCUCUAUUUUUCAGUUUAUGGGAGGAUUACUGACCCUUGUUUUCUUUCAAGAACCGCAAAAUGUUCAUACUUUAUUUAAAAAAGUCUUUACAAGGUGAUUUUUAAAGUGCACUCACUCAAACUCGGCUGAGAAGCGCUUGAAAUCAUCCUGGUUUUCAAAAGGUCACAAAAAAUCUUUUAUUUUUUUUUCAAUGAAUUUUCGAAGCUUCCGAACUUUUUUUGACUAGUGAGUGCACAAAAAAAGGAACUUUGAAGUUUCGGAAGCGCUUGAAAUUUACUAAAAGUCAAAAAAUUACUUCCAAUGCAAUAAAAAAGCUCAAAAGGACAUUCCAGUCAAGUUCCAGGAAGAACUCGGAACAACACGAUCUAAAAAAACAAAGCGAUUUGCAUUCCAAACAGUUUUUGCACUGACAUUUUGCGUCGAAAAACAGUUGUCUCGUCAUUUUUUUUUUGACUUUUUUACUUCAAGCAGCUAGUUUUUCCAUUCAGUUCGCUUGGAAGUUUUUUAGGCUUGAUUUGGAAUUUUUAAUUCUCAUGCUUUUUUAAGUGUCACUUGGAAAAUGCUUGAAAAUCGGGUUUUAUCAAGUUUUCAACUAGAUUAUCUUCACCCAAUUCUUCUCGACUCCAAUUUUUAGGACUUUUAAUCGUUUUUGAUGACCAGAAUUGCUUGAGAAGAGAUAAUUUCCUUCAUUUUAGAACGUUUUGGAAAUUUUUCGGCUCAUAAAUAAUUUAGAGCUUCGUUUUUGUUCAAAAAUUCCAUGAUUUUAUUCGUUUACCGCAUUUUUUUCUAGAAAAAAAGUUGUUUUGAAUAAAAAUUAAUUUGUUUGUCCUUUUUUUAAAAAUAGAGUUAUAAAAUGGCCUAAUAUUCACAGGAAGCUUUUUUCCUCAUAUUUAUCCUUUUUGAAGUGGAAAACUAUCAAAAUUACGACUUGAGUUGUUGUAAAACUGAAAAUAAUCAUUGAAAGACAAAUUUAUUUUUUUUUUUGCGUGAUAUAAGGCGCACAGACGCUUCUAAUAGCAUCCAAUUAGAAUUUCAAAGUUUUUUUUUUUCGGAUCCAGCAAUUUUUAGUAUGGUUAGGCCACAGAAAAAUGAUUGAAUUUUUGAAAAAAACUUUCAUUUUUUAUAAAAUUGAAAAAAGAGACAUUUGAGGUUCUUGUUCAAGUACUGGAAGGAACUCUUUUUGCUCAAUUGAAAAUUACUCUUCAUCUUUUUUACUGUUGUCAUUUUUAUAAAACAUUUUUUCCAAUCAGAACGUCUGAAUUUAGAAAAAAAAAAAUGCUUUUUCAUGUGUUUUUCCAUGUUUCUUGUCCCAUUUCCGGCAAUGACUUUCGUGCCAGUCAGUUUGAUAUGGUAAUGGAAGCGUCUGUCGCCCGCUGCGCACCCGCUUUCCUCCCCCAUCCUCACCGUACAGUCAUCCAUCAUAACCCCGUCCGUCGUCUGACGGACAGCGCAACAUUGCUGAAUUAG
This is a messenger RNA of Caenorhabditis auriculariae, 13622 nucleotides long. The record is from the annotation of a GenBank genome assembly. Lineage: Eukaryota; Metazoa; Nematoda; Chromadorea; Rhabditida; Rhabditidae.